AUGCGCCGGUUUUGUGACCUAUUAUCUGUUACUUCAACUACGACAACGUCAGAACCAGCUAACACAAGUCUAAAUCUAUGUGUACAACCAACCGUUUCUCGUGGUAAUUCGACUUUUAAUUCUACGAUUCUUGCUCAAGAUUUUAAAAUUGUUGGCCCGGCAGAUGUCGAUCCUAGUCCUGCUGACGUCAAUCCUAGUCCUGCAGACGUCAAUCCUAGUCCUGCAGACGUCAAUCAAAUAGUUACAAGUCUGAAUAAACAAAUGUCUUUUUUCGGAAGCAAUACUCAAACAAAUUCUCCAGGUGUUAUGCGCGAUUGCCAACAAACAACACUUAAUACUAAUACAGAAAUUCAGUCUCACGAUGGCAUACCAACAUGGUAUUAUAGGAUUUUACGUGGUCCGAUUGCUAACGAUGUAACCGCUUUACAAAGAAUAAGUAUUACUAAUGCAAAGAAUAUUGAUCAUGUCGCAUUUUUCUAUGCAGACAAUAGUCAGAAUGCGUUAAGUACAUCUCCUUUAUUAUCUACACCAGACGGAUCAGAUACUCAAACAAUAACAGGCUUUCCACCAUACUACCAUGCAUCAGCUAUUUUAUUAAAAUUUUAUCCAUCUACAUCGUCAACGUCAAAUAUCCAUAAGGCUAGCGUGACGCAGAGUCAAGCCUGUCUAAAUAUUGUUGAAGAUGAAAUACCCUGUAUACUAUCCAUUAUUAAAAUUCAUUCAAAAAGAAUUCAACCGGGUAGUACAGGAAGCAUAGGACCCUCAGCCGUUUGGUAUUGGACACCACCACAACCAACUGCUCAAGGUUUUUCGAGUGCUUUACAAUCGUGCUCUUGUCCAAGACAUACAAUAAAGCUAUUAACUAUUACCUAUUUAAAUCCUGAUCGGACUGUACAAACAUAUUCCAAUGGAACACAAUUAGUCUACAUAACAGCACCAGGUAAACAAGACAUUAGUGCAUUGCCACUAACACCUGUGUCGCUGGUGAAGAUGCACGUUCAUGGAAUAAUACAAAAAAAUCCGCCAACUGAGUUAGAAGUUCAUUGUAUUGUGUGCUUUCAACAAUUAACACCAGCAAACCUCAUGAUGGUAAAUGAAAGAAGUUUUAUUCUAUUAUAA
This is a messenger RNA of Didymodactylos carnosus, 1119 nucleotides long. The record is from the annotation of a GenBank genome assembly. NCBI's taxonomy places the organism in Eukaryota, Metazoa, Rotifera, Eurotatoria, Philodinida, Philodinidae.